AUGGACAACCAGCAGUCAUCGCAGCAGAAUCGAUUCUCUGGUUACAUGAAUACGGAUUGGAAGCCAAUACAUAAUUUUGAUGGUUCCCGCGGUUUGGAUGCUUCGUUGGCUAGCCUAAGCUUCUCUCAGCCAAAUUAUUUUGGAAGUUCUGAGCAUGAACAGCAAGUUAUAGGCGCAAACAAUGCUGGUGGGUAUAUUAACGGAAAUAUCUCCCAAACCAGCAACAUUAUGAAUGCCCGACUGAUGAACCCUUUGACUCAAGGGUCGGCCGGAAGUAGGGGUGACCUAUACUGGAGCAUGGAUCAACGUGACGCGAAACUGGGACGCGACACAACAUCUGGAACACUCACAACAAAUAGCAUCAUGGAUACCUCUCUGAACGUGAAAAAUUCAGAUUACAAUACGACUUAUGGUUCGACUGAUAACCACGAGAAUUACGAGUCGUUGCAAUUGGAAUUACAGCUCAAGGAAACCCAAAUCGAAUCAUUGGAAUCAGAAAUUCAAAGCUUGAAGCAGGUCUUCAAUCAGGGCCUCUUGUUGAAGCAAAAGCAUGAUAGCCGGGCUCCAUCUGACCCACAGACAGGCGUUUUUGUUGAAAUACCCUCAAGUCUCGAAGCGAUAUUCCAUAAAUUAUCGCAGAGCCUGGCUUCCAAAGAUAAAGAACUGGAGGAGACAAAAUUAAGGCUCGAAAGUCUUGUUACUGCAAUUGCUCUCAAUCCCACGAACUCAGUCACCAAACUCGGACGCUACGAUGAAGAGGCGCUCGCUCACAAGAUGGUGGUGAGACUCGAAAAUCUGACCAAGGAAAACCAAGACAUGGCGAGAAUGCUUGGCUACGGCAGAUCCAAAGAGGUUCAUAUCGAAAUGGAACUCUUAAGGAAAGAAAACCAAGAGUUGAAACGUAAAAUGCAGCAAAUUGAACGCAAAGCUGUCAAGGGCUAG
Lachancea meyersii CBS 8951 is the source of this 942-nucleotide messenger RNA. The record is from the annotation of a GenBank genome assembly. NCBI's taxonomy places the organism in Eukaryota, Fungi, Ascomycota, Saccharomycetes, Saccharomycetales, Saccharomycetaceae.